ACCCGAGCACAUGGAAAUUUACCCGGAUUCGGGAACACAAUCGAUCCGCCGAAAAGCUGACGUUGAUAUUUUUAACUUGAGAACGUAGUAGUAAUAAUAAGGUGAAGGACGAUUUCGGACGGGGGAUGAUCAGCACAUAUUCAAGAUAGAAGCAGAACAAAACUACAUGGUAGAAAUGGUAGAAAUUGAGAAUCCAAGUAAUUGUCAAUGUGAUACCCAAAACCAAACAUUACAUGCACACAUUUUCUAAGAACUGAGUACGAUAAAAUUCUCCGACGUCGUAAUAAGUAUAAAAACCAACUUGGACUCUAGCUACAAAUACAUACAUAGCUCAGGCAGCGGAUUGAAUGGCAGUAUUAUUAUUUUAAGUUAGUAGUGUUUCGUUAAGUCAAAUUUACUUUAACAUGUGUGUCUAUAGCAUAGACAUAAACCAGUGAACACAUUCGUAAUAUGACGUCGCCACCACCACAAUCAUCAAGACGAGCAGCAUAACCCCCGGUUUAUCGCAGUAUCGUAUUUAAUAGUCUCCUUAUUAACGUUAAUGCUCGUUGUAUUGCAAUCUGCAGUUAAAUACCUGCGUUUGCUACAUACUGACUUUGUGGUUGAAGAGCGAGAAGGAUCAAGAAACCUGAGAAAACAAGUUGUUGGUUGAAAAGAGACAAGUGCAAUAAUCUAAAGUUGGUCCGUUCGUGUGGUUGAGCUGGUUGCUUCUCAUCUUCGUCGUCUUCGGAUUAAAAACUUUGAACAACGGGAUUUUUUAAGGAAGAUCAAACUUGAAGAAUCACGGCACCCACUUCGCACACCUCUCCUCCCCGUACCUACUAUUACAAUGGGUAUGAAUUCGCAAUGAACAAUUCGCUACCUGGGCGCAGUGUGGUCUCAUCAGUCAAAUUCAUGCCCAGCAAGGAAUAAGGACUCAACUUUCUGGUCGCUACUUUGCAUAUAAUCUCCUCGCCUGUUUAUUAUCGACCCGAGAUAGAUCGAGCAAUUCAGUGUUGAAAAAUAUCGUUUGGAACAUGUUUGGAACAUAGUCUGUUAUCUUAGAAAUAUUGUGUUUGUGAUUAGCUGGAGCAGAAAUUGUGCCACAAAAGGAGCCGUUGCGAUGGAGGAUAUGGCAGUGGCAGUAAUUGCCAAAUCCAUGUUAUCAGGAGGCGUUGCGGGAAUGUGUGCAAAAACAGCGGUGGCCCCCUUGGAUCGGAUGAAGAUUUUGCUGCAAGCCCAUUCCAGGCAUUACUCACACUUGGGAGUGUUCAGCGGAUUAAAAGGCAUUGUGGAGAAGGAGCGGUUCAUUGCGCUCUACAAAGGCAAUGGGGCCCAAAUGGUCAGGAUAUUCCCCUACGCCGCCUUGCAGUUCACAUCCUUUGAAAUGUACAAAAAAAUGUUUGGAGAAUCGCACAUUGGGCGAUUUUCUGCAGGGUCGGCUGCGGGCGUGACGGCUGUAGCUUUCACCUACCCGCUGGAUACGAUCCGAGCACGAUUAGCAUUCCAGGUGCAUGGGGAGCACUUGUACAACGGGAUUUACCAGUGUGCGAGCCAUAUAUUUCGAGAGGAGGGUGGGAUCAGAGCCUUGUACCGAGGCUUCACUCCCACGAUAUUUGGCAUGAUUCCCUACGCUGGACUCUCCUUCUACUGCUUCGAGUCCUUCAAAUACCUCUGCAUGAAAUACUUGCCUGAUUGGACCUGUAAAAGCUGUUCGGCGAAUACUGGGGGCUUGGUGUUAAUGGUUCCUUACAAAUUGUUGUGCGGGGGAGUGGCCGGAGCGGUCGCCCAGACGUUUUCCUAUCCUCUCGACGUCACAAGAAGACGAAUGCAACUCGCCAUGACGAGUGAGCACACCAAGAAGUUUGGCAUGGGGAUGAUUCCAACGCUGAAGAUCAUAUAUGAGGAGAACGGGGUCAUGCGUGGAUUGUACCGGGGAAUGAGCAUUAACUAUUUACGUGCAAUUCCAAUGGUCGCUGUCAGUUUUUCCACGUAUGAGUUGGUGAAACAAAUGUUGCAGCUGGACACUGGAAUACCGAUAAAGACUGGUUGAACCAGAGGCAAAAUAUUCCAAGGUAUUGCACGGAUGACAUCAUGAAAAAGUGGCACGUGAUAGCCUACGUUUGUUAUCUUUUGUCGGUGAUUAACUUCACUCCCAGAUCGUAUGGGAGUCAAGAUCAAUAAAACUUAAGCUGAUAAUUUUGUAAUUUACCGGAAACAGUUAAUAUUUAUCUGAAAAUGUUGCGCAUUAUCGUUGACCAAUAAAAGUUGUUAAUUUUUGUAUCAA
Molecule: messenger RNA, 2266 nt
Organism: Folsomia candida
Lineage: Eukaryota; Metazoa; Arthropoda; Collembola; Entomobryomorpha; Isotomidae
Product: graves disease carrier protein homolog
Exons: 7
Coding region: 1103-2032 (309 amino acids)
Biological process (GO): transmembrane transport
Cellular component (GO): mitochondrial inner membrane
Source: RefSeq, a predicted model, not a curated record